Punica granatum (pomegranate) is the source of this 1726-nucleotide messenger RNA. Lineage: Eukaryota; Viridiplantae; Streptophyta; Magnoliopsida; Myrtales; Lythraceae. The record is from RefSeq and is a predicted model, not a curated record.
UUAUGAUCUCAUCGAAGAAGAAGAAGAAGAAGUCGUUAGGACAUUCAUGGUUUGUCGACGAAUUUCAGGCAGACUUCAAAGUGAAUCAGAGCCCUUCACUUUGAUAUCUCUCUCCCGCUCUCUCUGCGCGCGGCAGUGACGAUUGCGAAGAAGAGUCAAGGAAGCGGGGAGAGGAGAACUGUGAAAGGAUAGGCUGCGGAUUCCAUCCUCUGGACCGAGGCGGCUCAGUGAAGGCAGGGCCGAGGGCGGCGGUUAGUUGCUGCUGCUGUUCUUCUUCUUCUUCUUCUUCUUCUUCCAUGUCUUUGGAUGCGAGACGGUGAGUUCGUCGACGGCGAGGGGCGAGUGAGAUGAGGGGGAACUUGUUCAGCUGGAACCGCAGGACGGGGCAGAGAUGCAAGCAGUUCGUGAUCACAUCCGCCGGAUCCGUGAAGAUCAGGAUCCUCCUCUUCUGCUGCAUCGGAUUCAUGCUCGUCCUCCUCACCAGCUUCGCCGCUUCCUUCCUCAGGUUCAGCGAUUUCGCAGCUGAUGACCGCUUCUCUGGUUCCCGGAAAGGUUACACUAUCUUGAUCAACACAUGGAAGAGAAACGAUCUUCUGAAGCAGUCUAUAUCUCACUAUUCUAAAUGCCAGGGGCUCGAUUCUAUACAUAUCGUGUGGAGUGAACCUGAUCCUCCAUCAGAUUCUCUCAAGAAGUAUCUGAAUCAUGUGAUUAAGUCAAAUUCUAAAGAUGGCCGAUCUGUUGAAUUGAAAUUUGAUAUCAAUAAGGAAGACAGUUUGAAUAACAGAUUCAAGCCCAUUGCUGAUUUGAGGUCAGAUGCUGUUUUCUCCAUUGACGAUGAUGUCAUAUUUCGCUGCUCCUCAGUGGAAUUUGCUUUUCAUGUCUGGCGAACUGCACCAGAUGCAAUGGUUGGCUAUGUACCUCGAAUCCAUUGGCUUGAUCAAGAGAGCGGUAAUAGAGAUUACUACAUUUAUGGCGGAUGGUGGUCUGUCUGGUGGACGGGUACUUACAGUAUGGUGCUUUCGAAGGCAGCCUUCUUUCACAAGAAGUAUCUCAAUAUGUACACAUAUGAGAUGCCAGCAUCUAUCAGGGAAUAUGUGACUAGAAACAGGAAUUGUGAAGAUAUUGCGAUGUCUUUCCUCGUAGCAAAUGCUACUGAUGCUCCUGCAAUAUGGGUCAAAGGCAAAAUAUUCGAGAUUGGUUCAACCGGAAUCAGUAGUUUGGGAGGCCACACUGAGAAACGAACUCAAUGCAUGAACAGAUUCGCGGCUGAAUUUGGAAAGAUGCCGCUGGUGCACUCAACAAUGAAGGCUGUCGAUAGUCGGUAUAUCUGGUUCUGGUGAGUUCUGAGAAAAUCUGCAACUGGCGCACUUGAUUUCGGCUUCUUCCAGAAACAUCCAUUUCGUGUGGGUUACGCCACUCGGUCAGUUUGUACAAUGCCACAGUUCUACAUGAUUACAUUAGCCUUGUCAUAGAAGCUGGCUAGCUUUGUAAUGCCUCCUAGGUGGAGCUACAGUAAUGUCCCUAGCAUGAGUUACUGUAAUAUUGCCUUGUAACGUUUAUCUUCAAUUCUACGGUUUCUUGAUUGUGACAGCAUUUUGAUGCCCUCUUAACACCUCUAGCAAAAAUUGACUACAGUAGAAAGAACAAGCUUGAGUCGAUUGAACUUAGUCCAGGAGUUCUUAUGGUGAUUAAUUGUUGAUACUAAAUUCAUGGAAGCAUGAGAACU